Messenger RNA from Anopheles marshallii, 636 nucleotides. Its product is annotated as larval cuticle protein A2B-like. The coding region runs from base 1 to 636 and encodes 211 amino acids. Gene Ontology annotation, cellular component: extracellular matrix. NCBI's taxonomy places the organism in Eukaryota, Metazoa, Arthropoda, Insecta, Diptera, Culicidae. The transcript is spliced from 3 exons. The record is from RefSeq and is a predicted model, not a curated record.
AUGGCUUUCAUCAAAUCGCUUGUGUGCCUGGCUGUUAUCGGAGUUGCCGCCGCUGCUGUGGUCCCGCUCGCCCAUGAAUACCAGGGAGACUACUACGCUCACCCUAAAUACUCCUACAACUAUGGUGUUCACGAUAGUUUGACCGGAGAUGUCAAGUCGCAGGUUGAGAGCCGCGACGGUGAUGUCGUGAAGGGCCAGUACUCCCUCGUCGAGCCAGACGGUUCCGUGCGCACCGUCGACUACACCGCCGAUGAUGUGAACGGAUUCAACGCCGUCGUCAGCAAGUCGGCCCCGUCCGUCCACGCCAAGACCGUUGUUGCCCACGCCGCCCCAGCCGUCGUUGCCCAUGCCGCCCCGGCCGUGUAUGCCUCGCACCACGCCCCGGUCUAUGCUUCGCACUCGGCCCCGGCUGUCUACGCUUCCCAUGCCCCGGCUGUCUACGCUUCCCAUGCCCCGGCCGUCUAUGCCCAUGCUGCCCCAGCCGUCGUUGCCAAGACUGUCGUCUCGCACGCUGCCCCGGCCGUGUACGCCACCCAUGCUGCCCCGGCUGUGUACGCCUCGCACGCCUAUGCUCCAGCUCACGGAACCGUAGAGUACCAUGGCAAGGCUGCCGCUCCGCUGGCUUACUACCACUAA